Lactuca saligna is the source of this 387-nucleotide messenger RNA. NCBI's taxonomy places the organism in Eukaryota, Viridiplantae, Streptophyta, Magnoliopsida, Asterales, Asteraceae. The record is from the annotation of a GenBank genome assembly.
AUGAAAUGCGUACCUGAACUGGGUGUUACAACUGAUCUCCUUGAUGACAACCUAGAAGGAGACAUCUGGAAGACACAACUAAAGAGUGCUCUUACAAGGAUCGAGUUUAGGAGACUUAAGGUUGAUCACGGUUGUUGCCUGACAAACUUUAGCUCCUCCUACAUCAUCCUUGUGUUGAAUGUUGAUGUCAUGUUGAAUGUUAGUUUCGACACACAGAAGAUCAUUAAACUUAAGAUACGGCUGACCAAAAAGUUCAAGAUAAAGAACCAAUGGGUUGCUAAGAUGAAGAAAGUCCUUAGUAUAAUGAACUCAACAGAUGAAUCUACUAAGAACUUAGAAAGGGUGUCGGCUAAAGUAUGGCUUUGCUGGGAAUUUGAGGUAUUAUAG